GCAGCGCUCAGCUCUGGAUUUUACACCAGUCGCCAGUUCGGCUGUGUUUCUCUGUGGACGCUCCGCCGUCUCCCUCCCUCUCUCCGCGUGCCUGACCGCUCGAGACAGUUUAGAAAAAGCGCUCGCGCCGGAAUGACAGUGUCCUCGUGAAGCUCGUCGAUGAAGCUCCAAAACAAGCUCAACAAACCACUGAAGAGUCUUCGCUGCAGCGACUGCACUGCUCUGCUCUCCAUCCCGCCGAGCAGAAGCCAACUUUCCUCUCCGUCCUGCUCAGAGCGCUCCGAGCGCUGCGCUCCAGCACACAGUCCGCUCAGCUCAGGUGCUGGUCUAUGGCCAGCGAGGCGGAUCUCUGGUCAGUGCAGAGGUGCUUUUCCGCGGACGGUCAGUCGUCUUGUGUCAAGAUGUUGGACGGGAUCAAAAUCGAAGAGCAGUUGAGAACCGGACCCGCCGCCUUAGGAGUGAUGCUCGCAGGCGCUGAAUGCCAUCCUCAGAAUGUAUGUGCAGGAUGUCAGAGACCCAUCUCUGACCGCUUCCUCAUGCGCGUGAACGAGUCUUCCUGGCACGAGGAGUGUUUGCAGUGCGCCGUGUGUCAACAGCCGCUCACCAUGAGCUGCUACUGCAGAGACCGGAAAGUUUACUGCAAGCAGGACUACCAACAGUUGUUUGCCACUAAGUGCAGCGGCUGCCUGGAGAAAAUCGCUCCCACUGAGUUUGUGAUGCGUGCGCUGGAGAGUGUGUAUCACCUUGGCUGCUUCUGUUGCUGUGUGUGUGAGAGGCAGCUGUGUAAAGGGGAUGAGUUUGUGCUGAAGGACGGACAGCUGCUGUGUAAGAACGACUACGAGAGGGAGAAAGACCUGCUCAACUCCAUCAGUCCAGAGAUGUCAGACUCUGAUAAGAGCGAGGAUGAGGAUGUGGAUGCGAAGCCAGAGAAAGGUUCUGGAGGGCAGAACAAAGGCAGUGAUGAUAGCAAAGACUCUCGCAGGCCCAAACGACCCCGUACCAUCCUUACCACACAGCAGCGUCGUGCCUUCAAAGCCUCCUUUGAGGUUUCCUCCAAACCUUGUAGGAAGGUGAGGGAGACUCUGGCAGCAGAAACUGGACUGAGUGUGAGAGUGGUCCAGGUGUGGUUCCAGAACCAGAGAGCUAAGAUGAAGAAGUUGGCUCGUCGACAGCAGCAGCAACAGGAGCAGCAGAACUCGCAGAGACUUGGACAAGAGGUGAUAUCAAGCAGAAUGGAGAGUCUGAUGACCUCCUACACACCGCUCGCCCCGCCUCAACAACAGCAGCUUGUGACCAUGGACACAAAUGGCUACAGCACAGAUCCUUUCCAGCAAGGGCUCACUCCCCCACAAAUGCCUGGAGAUCACAUGAAUCCAUAUGGAAACGACUCAAUUUUCCAUGACAUCGACAGUGACACGUCUUUGACUAGCCUGAGUGACUGCUUCAUGGCUGCCUCAGAGACAGGAUCCCUGCAGGCCCGCAUGGGAAACCCCAUCGAUCGCCUCUACUCCAUGCAGAGCUCCUACUUCACCUCCUGAAAGCAAAUCCAGAAGCAGACUGAAAGGGGCACUCCACCCAAAAUGACAAAAACAGCCAGCCUCAUGAAAAAAAUAAUACAUAAAAACUAAAAAUUCUAUAAUAAAUAAUCAAAAAAGACUACUGUGUCACAGAGGUUCUCCUGGACUUCCACUAUGACCUAAACCAUCAUUUCCAGACAGUAAGGGAAGCAGAAGGAUGAUGGAAGAGGUUGGUGUCGUCAUGUUUAUGGAAUGAGAAGAAAGAAGGGCUCAACUAACCUGAUGAUCACUGGUGCAGAAAUGGAAAGACAAUGAUCUUUUACAUCAGUAAAAUAAUUCCACGCAGAAACUCUUUUACAGUUAUAGUAGUAUAUUGGACAUUUGAGUUUGGUUUAGAUGCUGAUGCCAGUUGCUAGAUGUGGACAUGCUUACUUCUGAGUAAGAAGAGGAGAAGGCUUCACAGAAAUGUAAUUCCAGAUUUCACUUGCAGUGAAUUUAAUGCUGUUUCACCACCAAUUUAGAGUUUUAUUUUCUUCUAAUAUCUCAGAAAACAGAAAACAAAACUGAAGAAAUGG
This is a messenger RNA of Colossoma macropomum (tambaqui), 2092 nucleotides long. RefSeq names its product LIM homeobox transcription factor 1, beta a (gene lmx1ba). The transcript has 8 exons. Gene Ontology annotation, biological process: regulation of transcription by RNA polymerase II; neuron differentiation. Gene Ontology annotation, molecular function: DNA-binding transcription factor activity, RNA polymerase II-specific; RNA polymerase II transcription regulatory region sequence-specific DNA binding. The record is from RefSeq and is a predicted model, not a curated record. Bases 330 to 1538 code for a protein of 402 amino acids. Gene Ontology annotation, cellular component: nucleus. Lineage: Eukaryota; Metazoa; Chordata; Actinopteri; Characiformes; Serrasalmidae.